Molecule: messenger RNA, 1095 nt
Organism: Perca fluviatilis (European perch)
Lineage: Eukaryota; Metazoa; Chordata; Actinopteri; Perciformes; Percidae
Exons: 7
Coding region: 3-974 (323 amino acids)
Biological process (GO): positive regulation of ERK1 and ERK2 cascade; interleukin-15-mediated signaling pathway; T cell activation
Cellular component (GO): membrane raft; external side of plasma membrane
Molecular function (GO): MHC class II protein binding; protein tyrosine kinase binding
Source: RefSeq, a predicted model, not a curated record
CGAUGGCUCAGUUCAGAUGGAUUAUGAUGUCUUCAUUUCUGAUGCUUCUGUUUCAGUUUAGAGCAGCAGCUGGGGAAUAUCACUCCUUUACUGUCAGAGUUGGAGAUGAAGUCACUUUGUCUUGUGAAAAUGUGACAUGUGAUCAGCAUAAAUAUAACCGUACUACCUGGCUCUUCAGUGGUUCAGGAAACACAGUGACGCUGUUAGAACUCGGGCAGAUUCAGGAAGAAACCAAAGCUAGAUCAGACAGACUGAAUGUUACAGAGAACUGUUCUCUGGUUAUAAAGAAUGUCACAGAGGAGGAUGCUGGUCGUUACACUUGCAGACAGUUCAGAUCAGGAGAGAACCAACAGGGUGGAGACACUGUUGAUCUGUCUGUUGUUAACCCGACCGAACAGCAGAACAAUGAAACGGUGACGUUCAACUGCUCUGUGUCGACAUAUGAACAAUGCAGACACUUCAAAGUGGAGUGGCUGUAUGAGGGUGAUAAGAAGGAUUUCAAAGACAUGAAGACAUCACCGAGUACCUGUUCAGCCUCUGUGACAUUUACAAGAUCUGACUUUUAUCAGACGUAUUACCAGUCGUUGAAAUGUGAGGUGAUACACAGUUUAACUGGAAAAGUGCAGCUGUUUCCCGUCAUCCCUCCUCAGUCCUCAUGGAAACCAGGCUGGUGGUGGCUGCUCAUCAUUGUGUUUGUGGGAUUAGUAGUAAUAAUCCCAGUGGGGGUCUUCAGAUGGAAGAGAGCUAAAGGGAACAAAACCCAGACGGAUGACAACACGGCUGAUCCUGAAGCUGGCGUUUCCUACGUCUCAGUCAGCUUCAAGAAGACCAACAGAAGAACCCAGGGCCGCGAUAAGGAUGAUAAUGAUGAUGCAGUGACCUACAGCACUGUGAACACCUCCUCCUCUUCUGCUGGAGCCUCUGCUCAUCCCAGAAACCUCGACCCUACCUACGCAGGCAGGCCAAAGAAAUAAGAUGUGUGUGUGUGUGUGUGUGUGUGUGUGCGUGCAUUUUUAUAACAAUGAUGAUUGUUUGGAUUGUAGAUUUAGAAAUGAUUGAUCUUAAUAGUUGGUCAUGUUGUUCCUUUCAAUGUUA